CUAAAAUCCGUCUCCGAAACUUCAAACAUUCCCAUGGCGGAUCGCAAUGCGCAAUUGGCCGCCCGCAUUGCUGCAGUGAAGCCAGUGCCGGCGACGGUGCAACUGUUGGAAAAACAGCUUUUAAAUGGCGAUCGUGACAUACGCGAACAAGGAGUGGAAUCCAUCACCAAGAUCCAACCCCCACCGGAGCCACUGACGGAUAUGCUGCACAGACUACUGCACCACGAGAAUUGGUACGCGCGGCGGACCACUGCAGCGGCCACCUCGAAAUGCGCCGAGUUGGAUGAAACGGCAGAAAUGGCCAUACACAAGGUCGCAGCUGCCCAAUUGGAGCAUGAGGACCCCGACGUGCGCAGCUGCGUGGCCUGUUCUUUGCUGGCCAUCUAUCGUUCGUCAUUGUCUGAGACGCCGCCCAAAAGCGCUGCGCUGGGCAUCGAGAGGCGUGUUUUUCCUCCGCCUGCUGCAAAGGAUGAACCUCCAAAAGGUGAUGAAGACGCACCAACGACUGCCAGAAGUGAAGAUUCCAUGGCGGGCGCCGCUGCCGCCGGCAAUGUGGAUACAGAGUAUGCAGAGUUGGCCGUCAUGGAAAUUGCCCAAAGAUUGGCACAUGACAAGCCGGAGAUUCGGGAGUUGGCGCUGAGUACAUUGUCUCAGAUGGGGGCAGCAGCGGUUCCGUACGGGAAGAAACUGGGUCAGAUGGUCGCUGACGACGAGGUCUCCGUAGUGGUGGCUGCUGUAGCAGCUUGGCAACAGCUGGGACCACACGCCGCCAGUGGCAUUGAGGAGGUUGUAAAGAUCCUUCACCACCAGCAGGAAUUCUAUCGACGUCAGGCGCAUAAGGUCCUUCUGGACGCUGCCCAAGAGUCUGGAGAGGAUGUGAUCGAAUAUGUGAUCAAGGCCCUCACAGAUCUCCAGAGCAAGCGGAAGGAAGAUCGUGACAAACAGUCGGGCCGGCGGACACCUCCAGGGUCGAAAGGCAGCUCUGAAGAGGCUCCUGUGAAAGUAGUGCUUCGCGCUGUUCUUACCCUUCUGUGUGACCUGGGACCCAUGCAGGGCGAUAUGGGGCCCCUGGUUGCUCCACAUAUGAAGGCCAUUGUUACCUUCAUUGAAGAUCCAGACAUCGAUAUCCGUGCCGUCGCUAUCCGAUGCCUCAUCGCCGCAGGGCCAGAGGUUGUUUCAGGCAAUGGCUACAAGGUUUUGAGGAAGAAGAUGGAACUGCGGAAUGUGACAAUCAGCAAGGCAGCCAUGGAUGUCCUGCGUGGUCUGGCGCCCAUCAAUCCUAUCAUCGCUGGGACGAUUGGUCAAGUGCUGUGGGAAGAGUCCUUGGAUCAGUUGCCAGAGACCAUGCGCCAGCGUUCGAUGGUGCUGAAUGUUUUGGGUGGCGCGCAAGCCAAUGCAAAGAAAUUCCUGGAGUACAUUGCAAGAGAGAUGGAGUCGGCAGACUUCAAGGUUCGUCGAGCGGCCAUGGAAGCCUUCGUGGACCUCAAAGAACAUGCUGUGCCUGCGAGCCCUGAGAUCGCCAAGAGACUCAUCCAUGCAGAUCCCUUGGUGCGCCGCUUGACAGUGGAGUGCAUUCAGCUGAUGGGUGUUCAUGGCAUCAAACUCCUUCCGCGCGUGAAGGGUUUGCUGGACACUGAAGAAGAUCCAGAUGUGAUCCAUGCCAUCAAGCGCGCCUUAGAAGGGAAGGGCGGAUUGGCGGCAGAUGUCCUAUCAAAGCCACGUCGGGCCAGCAUCGGAACAAGACGUGCCAGUCUCAAGUCGCAACGAAGGGGUGGAGUGGAUUCUGGUCAUGGCUAGAUGCGGGUGCUCAGCCGGUGAUGGAGAUGGAGAUCAUUCUAUCAUGGAUGAUGUUGGUUGUACC
Cladocopium goreaui is the source of this 1861-nucleotide messenger RNA. NCBI's taxonomy places the organism in Eukaryota, Dinophyceae, Suessiales, Symbiodiniaceae. The record is from the annotation of a GenBank genome assembly.